AUGUCUUUAAGAGGGAAAACUGAUUCAGGACGUAUAAAUGUAGACGAAGAAGUGAAAACUGGUGGUAAAUUUCGUGAACUACUCAAAUUUAGAGUGAAAGCUGGAGAUGAAAUUUUAAAAAAACAUUUAACUGAAGGGAGUUCAAAUGCACAAUUUACAAGUGCUAAAGUACAAAAUCAAUUAAUAAAUAUUUGUAGUGAUAUUAUAUCAGAAAAAAUAGUUGAGAAAGUUAACCGGGCUAAGAUAUUUUCAGUUAUGGCAGAUGAAACUACUGACGUCUCUAAACAAGAGCAAAUGUCUCUAUGUAUCCGUUACAUUGAUCCGGAUUUGACAUGCCCUUUAAUUCGAGAAGAUUUUUUAAAGUUUGUAGUUGUUUCUGAUUUAAGUGGCCAAGGUCUAGCAAAAACUAUUAUUGAAAAUUUACAAUCGGCCGGUAUUAACUUAAACUUUUUAAUUGGCCAGAGUUAUGAUGGAGCGGCUUAUAUGAGUGGUCAUUUGAAUGGUGCUCAAGCUGUAAUACGUAAAAAAUAUCCAAAGGCAUUAUUUGUCCAUUUCAGUGCGCACUCUCUUAAUCUUGCAAUCAAUGAUGCUUGUAAGAUAACUGUUGUCAGAAAUACUGUGGGUAGUGUAUCGUCAGUUUGUAAUUUUUUUCGAGGGUCAGCUCAACGCACUGAUGUUUUAAAAAAGCAUGUGAUAAAUCAUUUUCCAAGUAGUAGAUAA
Acyrthosiphon pisum (pea aphid) is the source of this 720-nucleotide messenger RNA. RefSeq names its product zinc finger MYM-type protein 1-like. Lineage: Eukaryota; Metazoa; Arthropoda; Insecta; Hemiptera; Aphididae. The transcript has a single exon. The coding region runs from base 1 to 720 and encodes 239 amino acids. The record is from RefSeq and is a predicted model, not a curated record.